CGUGGGCGUUGCGCGGAUAGCGGAUAGCGGAUAAAAAUAUCGCGAUCGCUGGCACGGUGACUUCGAUCCUUGCCGGUAGUGGCAGUGCCGUGGUACUCGCGUUAAACGCGCUUCGGAGAAGCAGAGAUCGCGAUGAUCCGUUCGCGUGGGAUUGGAAAAUAUUAAACCGACCGUGUCGAAUGUUGACCCUAAUCGCGACCGAAGCAGAUCCGACCCGGCAAUUUGCGGCCUGUGCUCGGUUAGCCAUGCGAGCAUUCUGACUGUCGGAGCACCCCGUGGUACGAUCGAGGAUCGGUCGAGAUGGAGCGUGCCAUUUCCACGAGCGACAGUCGCUCCAAGAGGCUGUCAACGAUCACGGAAUACUCGGAGCCCGGGAUCGACGGCGACGAUAACGAUCGGCGGCCAGAGUGCCGCGAGGUGGAGAACGAGGGCGAGGAAGAGGAGGAAGAAGAAGAAGAGGCGGAGGAGGAAGAGGCGAUUCCCAGGGGCGAUGCCGAACAGCGGAGCCUCGAGGAGGAGCAGGGAACGGCUGUGAAGUACUUCCUCCUGGACGACUCGCCGAUGGCGAAGUUCAGCCGAAGCAUCAAGUGGAUCUACAAGAAAUUACCAGUGGGCGGGGGUGGUGCUGUGCUGGUGCUCAGCGAGCUUGAAAGCAUGGCAGCCAGGCAACAGCGGGAAAUUGCCCAGCAAAGGCGCCUCCUGGAGCAGAGAGAGGCCCGUCUAGCCGUGCUUCGAGGCGCACAGGAGCCAGCACAGCAGGACAAACUCGCCAGAUUGAGGCACAGGCUGGACCAACAACAAAGCAAGCUGAAUCGGCUGCGAUUGCUCAGAUCGCAGACCGACCAGUCACGUGCCAACAACGCCACGCUGACCUCGGACCUGGACUGCAUAAGGGCGCUGUUCAACGAGAAAGAGAAGGAGCUCUCUCUGGCGGUGGCGAAGGUCGAGGAGCUGACGAGACAGCUCGAGGAGCUACGGGGCCGGCAGAACGCGGCCGGGACCGGAAGCGGAGGCGGUGGCGCCGGAGGCGUCGGUGGCGGAGGCGUUGGCGGCGGCGGCGGCGGACACUUGUCGACACCGGCCAGCGCCGAGCUGGAAAAACUCAGAAGGGAGCUUAUGUACCGUAAUAAGAUGAACGAGCAGCAGAACCAGGUGGUAUCUCAGCAACGGUUAGCCCUUGCACAACGACAGGCGGAAAUGGCGUCGAUAGACGCGAGGAUAGCUCAGCUUCAGGGUCGUCUUCAGCGUAAGAGAGCCUUGAAUCAGCGACUGAGCCAGCAGCUGGGCUCUGGGAACCGCACGAACGCGAACACUGGGUUCACGGAAUCGAAACUGGACUUCAACGCCGGGGGAAAGUCCAGGCCAGCUGGGAACAUAGCCGCCAUUGAACCAUACUCCCACAUACCGAACGACAACGAUUUUAAUCUGAACAAAAACGAUCCCAAGUACCAGACACUGCCUUACAACACCAAGUUCACGGUGAACUUCAAGGCUGCUGAGGAUGACGUUAAUAAAAAUAAGAUUCAACACUCGGCUAGCGCUUCUCAGCUGGGCCAGAGGGCGGCUUUCCAACAGUUUGGACAUCAGAUAGCUCAUAGCCAGUCCCAGUCGCAUAUUCAAGGCCAAUCGCAGUUGCUAGGCACGAAUCAACAGCAGCACAAUCAGAACCUGUCCAAUCAGCCCGUGAACAUGCAACAGACCUGCAACAACAACAAUAACAAUAACAACAACACCAACAGCACGAAUAACAACCUGAUCAGUUCGUCGCACAACUUCAGCCCGGAGGGUCUGUCGCAAAAUCUUCGGAUUCAUCAUCAACAGCAGCAGCAGCAGCAGCCACAGUCGCAGCAACAACAGCAGCAGCAGCACGGUAACGUUCAACAGAAGCAACACAACGUUGGUUCGUCGGCGUCGAAUCUCGGCACCACGGUGUCCAUCACCCAAACCCAGAAUCACAGAAACCUGCAAACACAUCAGAAACCGGUAUCCAGCGUGGCGCCAAGCUUCUCCGUGAAGUCUCAGAUCUAUCAGACUUCCUCUACGAAGAUCCAUCCUGUGAUGCCGCAAACGUUGAGUCUGAUAUGCCGUGGACACAACAACGCGCAAAAUUUCGUUGGUCUGAGCACCCAGAGCAACCAGCAGCAAUCGAACCAGUCUGUUCCUACCAGCCAAACACCCAACCAGGACCAGAAUUACACCUCGAGGCACAAUUAUCCUGGAAUCCAACACUCCACGCAAGCAAACACCCACGUGUCCUCGUCUUCGGUAUAUCAGACUCAAAACUCUCCUAAUCCACCGUCGACCAUUCACACGUCGUCCAGCGGGACCAGCUUUGGCAACUCGGUUCAGAGGUACAAUCAGACUCAACCGUUAACCAGCCCUACGUCCAGCAACGAGCAAUCCGACAAGGUAAAGUUUGAGCAAGGAAAAGGCCAAGAAAAAUUCGAACAUGUCCUCCCGGCUAAACACGAACAGCAGAGGUACGAGCCUAACCAGGUGUUCAAGUACGAUCCUCAUCAGAUAAAGUACGACCAGCAUUCCAAGUAUGAUCAGCACGGGAAAUACGAGCAGACCAAUCAGCCGACGAAACUGUACGAGCAAUCGAACAAGCACGAACAAACUGGCAAUCAGACCAACAAAUACGACAACGUGUCGAAGAUCGAGCAGGGAAAGUACGAAUCCGGCCAGACUAAACACGAACAAAUUCACGGAACAAAGUAUGAUCCUAAUCAGAAUACUCAGCAAUACGGCAAGCACGAUCAGCACGAGGUGAGACCGUCGGUGAAGUACGAACACAAUACAGGAUUCAAACACGAAUCCUCGAACAAGUACGAUGCUGGGGGGCAGCAGUUCAAGCAGGAACCGGUAAAGUUCGAAAAUAAUCAGAACAAAUUCGAACAGAGUUCCACGACGAAGCACGAGCACAACGGGAAGUUCGAGAUCCCGGCAAAGACUGCGGAGAAGCCGUUCGAAUUCGAUAGGUUGAAGAAUGAGAACGAGAGGAAGAAUAUGGGAGAGGACAAGACGAAACCAGCACUACCUCCGAAACCGAGCAAACCAAACCCUCCACCGCGACUGACUCACCAUGAGAAAGUGGAUAACUCGAACGAUGGAAUCGGCGACUGCAAGAACAAUUUAGGAAUCAGUCCGAGAACAGAGAAAGAAGAAGACGUGCCGCCGAUACCCACUUCCGAACCGCCGGAAUCACCAACGGAAACCCAGUUCGGCAACCAUCAGAUCAUCAAAGCCAGGCCUCUUACCCUGAAAAAGGCGCCGAUCUCCGAGCAACCGAAACUCCGUUACGCCAAGUCGAAUGUCCACGUGUCGAUAAAUCGACGGAUUGAAAUGCCACCGGCCUUUCUGUUCCCGGAAACCGAGAUUCCAGCGGACCUGAUGCAAACGGAACAGCAGCAGCAGCAGCAACAGCAACAGCAGCAGCAGCAGCAGCCUCAGCAGCAGACACAGAUCAUCGACACGACGGACAACUGCAAGAAGAGCGGAUCCAUCAUCAACGAGGACGUGAUUAGCAACGAGAAAUUGGAAGAAGCGGACAUCAUCGACGCGUUGAAUGUCAUCAACAUUGAGGACAAGGCGAAGGCGAAGGAUUCUGAGAGAAGAACGGAAGUGGAGGUCGAUGCAAAGAGCAACGAGGUGAUGAGGAGGAAGAAAGGCAACCUGAAGUCCAGCACAGGAAAGGCGAACCUCUCGAGGAGGGUUUCCUUUGAUCCUCUGGCUCUUCUGUUGGACGCUAGCCUCGAAGGUGAAUUAGAAUUGGUGAAGAAGACUGCUAAAGAAGUGGCGAAUCCUAGUUCAGCCAACGAUGAAGGGAUCACUGCCCUUCAUAAUGCCAUUUGCGCCGGACAUCUAGAGAUCGUUAAGUUUCUGGUAGAGUUUGGCUGCGACGUGAACGCUCAGGACAGCGACGGAUGGACGCCCUUGCACUGUGCUGCAAGUUGCAAUAAUUUAUCCAUGGUGAGAUUCCUAGUGGAGCAUGGAGCUUGUAUAUUCGCCACCACCCUCUCUGACCAUGAAACAGCAGCGGAGAAAUGCGAAGAGGACGAAGAAGGCUUCGACGGCUGCUCGGAAUACUUGUACAGUGUCCAAGAGAAGCUCGGAAUCAUGAACAAUGGUCAAGUGUACGCAGUGUUCGACUACGAAGCACAACACAGCGACGAGCUCACUUUGAAGAACGGUGAUUCCUUAGUUGUUCUUCGAAAGGGCGAUGACAAUGAAAGAGAAUGGUGGUGGAGCAAACUGGGACACAAGGAAGGCUACGUACCUCGAAAUUUACUUGGCCUGUAUCCAAGGGUGCAACCGGCAAAGGUGGACUGAAGCGCGUCUCAGCCGGCGAACUCGUAAUAUUCGAUGAUUCAUUACCACAGUAUUCGAUUCGCAGCUUUAUCUCGUUAAGUAUCAUAGUUGCAUCGUCGCAUUACAGA
Messenger RNA from Eufriesea mexicana, 4439 nucleotides. RefSeq names its product Ankyrin-repeat, SH3-domain, and Proline-rich-region containing Protein. Gene Ontology annotation, cellular component: nucleus. NCBI's taxonomy places the organism in Eukaryota, Metazoa, Arthropoda, Insecta, Hymenoptera, Apidae. The coding region runs from base 301 to 4332 and encodes 1343 amino acids. The record is from RefSeq and is a predicted model, not a curated record. Gene Ontology annotation, biological process: regulation of apoptotic process. The transcript has 10 exons. Gene Ontology annotation, molecular function: p53 binding.